Megalobrama amblycephala (Wuchang bream) is the source of this 4712-nucleotide messenger RNA. It is a transcript of the gene dgki, whose product is annotated as diacylglycerol kinase, iota. Gene Ontology annotation, biological process: intracellular signal transduction; lipid phosphorylation; regulation of synaptic transmission, glutamatergic. The record is from RefSeq and is a predicted model, not a curated record. Gene Ontology annotation, molecular function: ATP-dependent diacylglycerol kinase activity; protein binding. Gene Ontology annotation, cellular component: nucleus. Lineage: Eukaryota; Metazoa; Chordata; Actinopteri; Cypriniformes; Xenocyprididae. The transcript is spliced from 33 exons. Bases 441 to 3401 code for a protein of 986 amino acids.
GGUUUGUAAUCACAAUCAGGUCCGUGUAAAUACCGCUUCUGCGUCUCGUCUCAGUCAGUCGGGCUCUAUCACAGCCACAGCGGACACGUCAGAGAUCAGAUCACCACGCAUUUACACGCGUGUGCGCGCCUGAGUGUGUCCAGUCGGAGACCCUCUGCCCUAGUUUUAAUGCCUGAUGCUGCUGCGCGUGGAGGAUGAGGAGGCAAAUCCCAGAAUGUCCUCGCCGAUGGAUGCAGCUGUUGUUGUAGUUCCGUUGGAUAGAGUCGUGCGUGCGCGUGAGUGAAUCUAUCGAUAGAUAGAUAGAUAGAUAGAUAGAUAGAUAGAUAGAUAGAUAGAUAGAUAGAUUUUAUUCAUCCCAUGAGGGACAUCGGAGGACACAUUUGGAAGGAAUUUUAAGCACCGGAGGAGAGAGAGGGGGUCCACUCAGUGCCGACCGGAGCAUGAUGGACCCCCUGCCCGACAUACGCGCGUCUCAGGCGGAGCGCAGCAGCAGAGGAGCUGCCGGUGGGGAAUCAGCGGACGAUCAGACACGCGCCUGCGGGAGAAACGCUGCGAUGGGCGGCAGCGACAGUCUGAGCAGCUUCGCCGACAUGGAAGACUCGCUGGAGGAGAAACUCAAAGGUCUGGCGUUCAGGAAACAAAUCUCUUAUAGGAAAGCCAUCUCGCGGUCAGGCCUCCAGCAUUUGGGUCCAGCACAGAAUCCCUUCCCUGCUCUGAGCAAUGGACCUGCCAAGGAGCUCCGCAACACAGUGGACUGGAGCGAAAACGCAGUGAAUGGUGAUCACCUGUGGCUGGAGACGAACUGCUCCGGGGAUCUCUGCUACCUGGGUGAAGAGACGUGCUUGGUCAAGAUUGCAAAGUCGGCUCCCCGGAGGAAGUGUGCAGCCUGUAAGAUCGUGGUCCACACGGCGUGUAUCGAGGAGUUGGACAAGAUCAACUUCCGCUGCAAACCCACCUUCAGAGAAGGCGGCUCUCGAUGCCUUAGAGAUAAUGAACCCUUGUUGGCACGUUUACAUGUGACCCGUUGUGUCUGUUUGCGACAGCAGAACGUUUUGAGACAUCACUGGGUCCACCGCCGGCGGCAAGAGGGGAAGUGUCGUCAGUGCGGCAAAAGUUUCCCGCAGAAGUUCUUCCAUAGUAAGGAGAUCGUGGCCAUCAGCUGCUCCUGGUGCAAGCUGGCAUUCCACAAUAAGGUCACAUGCUUCAUGCUCCAUCAGAUCGAGGAGCCCUGCUCACUGGGAGCUCACGCCGGGGUCAUCGUACCCCCUUCCUGGAUCAUCAAAGUCAGGAAGCCGCAGAGCUCAUUUAAAAACUCCACUCGAAGGAAAAAACGGACGUCGUUCAAAAGAAGAGCCAGCAAAAAGGGCACGGAUGAGUCAAAAUGGCGUCCGUUCAUGCUGAAGCCGCUGCCCUCACCGCUGAUGAAACCAGUGCUGGUGUUUGUCAACCCCAAGAGCGGCGGAAACCAGGGGACUAAGCUGCUGCAGAUGUUCAUGUGGAUCCUGAACCCUCGGCAGGUGUUUGAUUUGUCUCAGGGAGGGCCCAGAGAAGCGUUGGAAUUAUACAGGAAAGUGCCAAAUCUUCGCAUCCUUGCCUGUGGAGGAGAUGGAACGGUGGGCUGGAUUCUGUCAGCCUUAGAUGAACUACAGAUGAACCCACAACCCCCUGUAGCUGUGCUUCCUCUUGGUACAGGAAAUGACCUUGCCAGGACUUUGAACUGGGGAGGGGGUUACACAGAUGAGCCGGUGUCUAAGGUCUUGUGUCACGUGGAGGACGGCACGGUGGUGCAGUUGGACCGCUGGAAUCUGCAGGUGGAGCGUUCGGCUGCUCAGCCGGAGGAGGGCACGCAGAAGCUUCCUCUAAACGUGUUCAAUAACUACUUCAGCCUCGGCUUUGAUGCCCACGUCACCCUGGAGUUCCACGAGUCUAGAGAAGCCAACCCCGAGAAAUUCAACAGUCGCUUCCGUAACAAGAUGUUCUAUGCAGGGGCGGCUUUCUCCGACUUUCUCCAGCGGAGCUCCAGGGAUCUGUCUAAGCAUGUCAGAGUGGUGUGUGAUGGUACGGAUCUCACACCCAAGAUCCAGGAACUGAAGUUUCAGUGCAUCGUCUUCUUAAAUAUUCCCAGGUACUGUGCUGGUACCAUGCCAUGGGGCAACACGGGUGACCACAGAGAUUUUGAGCCUCAGAGGCAUGACGACGGCUGCAUCGAGGUGAUCGGUUUCACCAUGGCCUCUCUGGCGGCGCUGCAGGUGGGCGGUCACGGCGAACGACUGCAUCAGUGCAGAGAGGUCGUCCUCACCACCUUCAAGACGCUGCCCGUGCAGGUGGACGGCGAGCCGUGUCGCCUCGCGCCCUCGACCCUGCGCAUAUCGCUGAGGAACCAGGCCAACAUGGUGCAGAAGAGCAAGAGACGCACGUCUGUGCCGCUGCUGAACGACAUUCAGAAAGUGUGCGCAGCCGACCUGCGCCGGCUCUCUGCUCCCCCCGACUCCUUCUCUGUCCCUCAUGCAGUCCCUGAGCGUCUGCGACUGCGCGUGAACCGCAUCAUCCUGCAGGAAUAUGAGAGCAUGCAGUUCGACAAGGAGCGUCUGCGUGACAUCUCUACUCCUGUUGGGAUCGUGGUGGUGAGAGGAGACUGUGACCUGGAAACAUGUCGUCUGUACAUUGACAGGCUGCAGGAGGAUUUACAUCAAGCGCCAUCUGCUGGUCACAGAGUGCACUACCAGGAUGAGAGCGCAGGUUUGCCACGACCGAGUUCAGCUCACAGACUUUCAUCCAACUGGAGCUUCCUAGACUCUACAUCAGCCGACCGCUUUUACCGCAUAGACAAGGCUCAGGAGCAUCUUCACUUUGUGACUGAAAUAUGCCAGGAUGAGGUUUUCAUCCUGGACCACGAGGCUCCAGCGGUGAGCCAGGUCCGAGCUCCUGGAAUGCCAGAUGUGGUGGUGGAACCCAGUUCCAGUGUUCCCCUGACCUCAGACGAACAAGCUCUAUUGUCAGCUGCUGUUAAAGGAGACCUGUCUGCGUUGUCGGGCUCCUGCGGUAGCGGGGUCAGUCUGUUGGUGCGGGACUCUAUGGGCUGCACUGCUCUGCACUUGGCGGCCCAACACGGCCACACUGAGGUUGUGAGUUUCAUUCUAGAACAUGGGUCCAAGCUGAUGUUGGAUUUAACUGAGAGAGACACAGGCGACACUGCAUUGCACAAAGCAGCUUCCCAGCAGCACCAUGAGGUGUGCAGAUGUCUGCUGGAGGCUGGAGCUUCCCUUAGCAAAACAAACUUCCUGGGAAAAACUCCCAAGGAUUGUGCCCUGGAUGCCGGGAACUCAGAGUUGGCUUCCCUCAUGGAGAGCCAGCCGGUGGAUGAGCCCGCGGCACACGAGGAUCUGGAGACGGCUGUAUGAACGGGCUCACGCGCUUGGUGUUAGGAAGAUUUUUACCCACAGAAAGUGGCUGUCAGCAUUCCUCCGCGCGUCUGCUCACACUCGAACGAGCUUGAGAGGGGAAGGAGGAAGAGAGAGGUGUAACGAGAACGCCUCGGGCUGAGAAAGUCCUCAGUGAACAGGAAAAUGUCUAGCUGUUGUUUUUCCACUGAAGUCGCUGUGGGUUUCAUUUUAUUGUAGGCUCUGACCUAGCAUUUAUUUAUUAAUUGCUCUUAUUUAUUAUAACUAUUUAUUCAAAGAUGGAUUGGGUUAGGUUUAGAGACACAUGCUUUCGUACAUCUUGUUGUGUGCCAAAGACACACAGACAGGAAAAACAUCAUCUGCUCCUGAAGAGGCCCGUCAUCGGUUCAGAGUUUGUUUGAAGGCGGAUCUUCUUCCGGAGAGUUUUCACAGCGGACAAAAUAACUGCUGAGAUUUUAAACUCAAAUCCCAGAGGUCGACGAAUCGGAAGUCUAUAUAACUACAGACUUUACACAAUCUGUUCAUCCUGAUUUGUUUGUGUGCCGUUACAGUGGCGUGAUUGUGAAAUUAUCUUACGAGAAAACAUUCGAGCCAUUUUCGAUGCAAUAUGAAUGGAUGACAUUUGUGCAUUUAUCUAUUUAAUAUUACAUUACAUUAAUGUUUCAAAACAAGCAAGGGAACCGGAUGCGUUUUUCCAUUGAUGGCAGCUGGUUUUUGGCUCCAUUAUAAGGUUGCGUUUGACAACACUGGCCUGUGAGAAGAAAGACUAAACCAAAUGAACGUAGAAAGACACUGACGAGAGUUGUGUGGUAUAUUUCACUUCUGUAACAUUACUUAGUCCUGUACCAUGUCAAAUCACUCAUGAUGGGAAAUGCAUGAAAACGGCUGCCUGUAGGAUCACGCUGAGAUCCAUUUACAUAUGAGUGAUCUGCUGUGUUAUCCUGUAUUAUCAGUUGAGAUUUUAACACAUUACUGUGCAUGGAAUUUUGUUACCUCUCUGGAUGUUUCUACCCUCAGUGAUUAUGUAAUGAAAUGGCAUUAUUUCUCUCUCUCUCUCUCUUUUUUUUUUUUUUUUUUUUAACUUUAAGUUAUAUGAAAAUUGUUUAGUGGUUGUAUUUUGCUUUUUCAAAAUCUUUUAAAAGAUGGGACUACUUGAAUGUUUUAGUUUUUUCUAAUUUCUAAAUAUCUAUUUUAGGUGUGUAUGAGGUCAUGGGGUGAGUAGACAUGGAUAUGUGGGGAUGUGACAGUUAUCAUGUUGCGCAUUCUCAAAACUGAGUAUGUUUUCUCAUUAAAGGGCAGUCGGAUGGAAAA